Messenger RNA from Amaranthus tricolor (Joseph's coat), 1592 nucleotides. RefSeq names its product acyl-CoA--sterol O-acyltransferase 1-like. Lineage: Eukaryota; Viridiplantae; Streptophyta; Magnoliopsida; Caryophyllales; Amaranthaceae. The transcript has a single exon. The record is from RefSeq and is a predicted model, not a curated record. Gene Ontology annotation, biological process: lipid metabolic process. Bases 159 to 1358 code for a protein of 399 amino acids.
GAGGGAGUACCCUAAUAGGUGUCAACUAAUUAAUCAGUGGCAUAAAAAGCAAUCAUCAUUCAUAACCAAAUCAAUUUAGGCAAUUUUUUCUAAACCUCAAGUCCUCCACUUCCUGCUCAUCAAUUACAGGAGGCAGACAAAACCAAAAGCUGAGCAAAAUGUUAGAGCUAGCAGAAGAUGAGCUUCACAACUUCUUCAAAGUAUGGGCCACAAUCUUUGUAUCAUUGAGCUACUGUUACACCAUAGCUAAUCUUACUUCUAAAGGUUUUACUAGAUUUUUUGCCAUUAUCCCAAUUGUUCUUCUCUUUUUAGCUCUUCCUCUCAAACUUACUUCUUUCCAUCUUGGUGGUUUAACUGCUUUCUUUAUUGCUUGGCUUGCUAAUUUCAAACUCUUACUUUUUGCUUUUGGUAAAGGUCCUCUUUGCUCUAAUCCUUUUAUCUCAUUUCUUCAUUUUCUUGCACUUUCUUGCUUUCCCAUCAAAAUCCUACAAAACCCAUCUCAGAAAAACUCAACCAAAUCAGAAAAUAACCAAAACCCAGAUCAGAAAUCACAAAUCAAAUCAUACCCAUUUCAAAAAAACUCAACUAAAUCAGAAAAUAAGCAAAACCCAGAUCAGAAAUCAGAUAAUAAAUCAAACCCAAAUCCUCAAAUAUCCAUUUGGAAUUACAUAAUCAAAGGAGCACUUUUAGCCCUAAUAAUCAAAACCUAUGAUUUCAAAAACUAUUUCCAUCCAAAAAUCUUGUGGCUAAUAUUCUGUUUUCACAUUUAUUUCACCUUAGAAUUAGUCUUAGCAUUUCUUGCAUCUUCAGCCAGAGUUUUCUUGGGUUUUGAGCUUGAACCUCCAUUUAAUGAACCUUUUUUGUCAACGUCAUUGCAAGAUUUCUGGGGUAAAAGAUGGAAUAUCAUGGUUACCCGAAUCUUAAGGCCUUCAGUGUACCUUCCAACUCUGGAAAUCUCCACCAAAUUAUUGGGCCGUACGUGGGCCCCACUACCUGCUGUUAUGUCCACUUUUUUGGUUUCGGCCCUUAUGCAUGAGGUCAUAUUCUACUAUUUGGGCCGUGAGUGGCCCACAUUUGAGGUGACGUGGUUCUUUCUCCUACAUGGAUUUUGCCUGUGUGUCGAAAUUGUAGUUAAAAAGUUAGUUGGCGCGAAAUGGCGGGUCCCACGAUGGGUUUAUGGGCCGUUGACGGUGGGCUUUGUGGUGGGUACUGGGUUUUGGUUGUUCAUGCCGCCUUUGAUUAGGGCCGGGUUGGAUACUAGACCAUUUCAGGAAUUUGCUGCGGUUGGCAAUUUUGUAAGAAGCUUAAAGGUUCAAUUGAGCUUCAUGAUAAAGUAUUUUCCGAGAUUUAUGAAUUGAUUUAAUGGUAAUAGAUUUUUCGUUCCACAUUAAUGAUAGAGUGUUGAUACAUACUACCUAUGGAGUAAUUGAUUCAUUUUUGCCCAAGGAAUUCUCCUUCCUCCGAAAUCAAAACAAUUCAAUAUUUGUGUAUUUAUUAUGUACUUCGAUUUCAUUAGUGCUUCAAGUGGUUUGUAAUGUGGUCUAAAAGACCAUUCUUCCAAUAUUUGGUCAUCUAUACAAUACAUUUUUUUU